Homarus americanus (American lobster) is the source of this 11768-nucleotide messenger RNA. RefSeq names its product homeobox protein cut-like (gene cut). The transcript has 19 exons. Gene Ontology annotation, biological process: regulation of DNA-templated transcription. Bases 1 to 4101 code for a protein of 1366 amino acids. Lineage: Eukaryota; Metazoa; Arthropoda; Malacostraca; Decapoda; Nephropidae. Gene Ontology annotation, molecular function: DNA-binding transcription factor activity, RNA polymerase II-specific; DNA binding. The record is from RefSeq and is a predicted model, not a curated record.
AUGACACAGGUGUCCAAAUUGGUGGAAGACAUCUCGAGACUGCAGGCGGCACUGUCGGGGGUGAAGGAGGCGACGGCCGCUCAGAUGCACGCCAUGGAGGAACAACUCGAGCAGAAGAACAGACUCAUCCAGCGCCUCGAGUUUAAGCUGGAACACUCGAGCCUUGAGGAAACCAAGCGGGACCUACAGAACAUCCGGGAAGGAAGGAUGGGGCCGGAAGGUCUCGGUCUGCCCCCUCGGUCGCUAGAGAGCCUACUGGCCGACCGCUCAAAAGCAGAACACGACCUCAAAAUAUCCACCUCGGAGUUCGGUAAGCAGUUUCACGAGGUCUACGGUCCACUGCCUCCGAUGGGCCACGCGCACCUCCACCCUCCGCUGAGGCCACACCUUCCACCCCCUCUCGCACCUCCCCCUAUGGCCUCCCCCCUUCAGCCCCUGGCACCGCACCCCCCGCCAGGCACUCCUCUUCACCACCUCUUGGGGGAGGAGUGGCGACGCUCCCUGGAGAGGUCAGCACAAGAACGCCAUCACCUCAACUCAGAAAGAAAUUACUAUGAUAUGGUGAAAUUUGAGGCAUUUUCUGGACGUGAGAUGAUACAGCCGCAUCGGCGCUUUGCAGCCCUGGCGGGUCAGAUGUCCCCCGACAGCGGAGGAGGUCAGGUCGAGCGCUCGGACUCCAGGGACUCUCCCCUCGGUGACGUCAGCAUGAAGAGUCCUUCCUCCCUCGUCAAUGGCUUCCCCCACGAGACCAAGAGUCCCUUCCAGUCCAGGGACGACCGCUCACCCUUCAAGGAGGAGAUCCCCUCCCUGGCCUUCAAGUUCGAAGACCGGAUUACUGGAGAGUCACUCAUUCCCAAGGGCGACCCCAUGGAGGCCCGGCUGCAGGAGAUACUGAGGUUCAACAUGGAGAAGUUUUGUCAGCAGAACUUAGACACACUCAACCUGGCCCGACGAGUACGGGAACUCCUCUCCAUUCACAACAUCGGCCAGAGACUGUUUGCAAAAUACGUUCUUGGGCUUUCACAAGGCACCGUGUCUGAGCUCCUGUCCAAGCCUAAGUGUUGGGACAAACUGACCGAGAAAGGGCGAGAUUCUUACCGCAAGAUGCACGCCUGGGCUACCGACGACAACGCCGUCUUCCUCCUCAAGUCCCUCAUCCCCAAGAAAGCUUGCCGUAGGAAACCCGAAUCAUGCCUGGUGCCUAAUGGUCUCUUAACAGGUUCGAAGGAGGCGGGCGUUGGGUACCGAGGUCCCGACGAGACGGUGACGGAGGAAAGGAUCCAACACAUCCUAAGUGAGGCGUCUCGAGCCAUGACCUCUACCUCGGUCCCCAGCCAACCCGGCCAGCAAGACCAAGAUUCACGGAGCACCGAUUCCAAGUCUCCAGCCAGCUCCACACACUCCCCCAGCAGCCCCCUCUCACGAGACAGUCGGCCGCGCAUCCGAAAAUUCGACAACGAUGACAUGCCGCAGGAAAAAGUCGCCAGAAUCUACCAGGAAGAACUUGUCAAAUUGAUGUCACGACCCCAGGAACCCCCACUACCCCUACCACGGGAUCCUCAGUACCCAGGGAUCCUCUUCCCCUUCCUGGGACAAUCGCUGCUCUUCAAUAGAUCUCCUGAAGAAGUAAAGAUGGCCCUAGACGCCUACCAUCAGGAGCUGAGUAAACUACAGGGCACUGCUACUGGCAUGGGUCUAGGCGCUGCUGGUUUGGGUAUGGGUGGCGCUGGAGGUUUGGGCGUGGGCGUCGGAGGCUCCCUAGGCAUGGGCGUUAGUUUGGGCGCCGGUGGGCUUCACAACGGUGCCCAAGACCUCUCGCUACCCAAGAGAGAACAUCGAGGCAUGGACGAGGAAGAAGAUGGCCGUAAUCUGAGUGUGACGUCACCCUUCGGUCCUAGCAGAUCAAAAGCGGAAACGAGUCUAAGCACGGCCACACCUCUGGGCAACUUAGUAACACCCAUCACCUCAAUCGCAGUUAGCAGCGCCGGGGAAGACCUGAACGUGUCGGCGUCGCCUCUACAGCGUAUGGCCUCCAUCACCAACUCUCUCAUGACGGGGCCCUCCAUCAACACCAACUCCCCCGUCCCACAAAAGCCCCUCAAGGCCAUCCUGCCGCCUAUAACGCAGCAACAGUUCGACCAGUACAGCAGUAUGAACACUGAGGAGAUUGUCAAGAAGGUGAAGGAACAGCUGAGUCAGUACAGCAUCUCACAGCGGCUGUUCGGAGAGUCUGUGUUGGGUCUCUCUCAGGGCUCCGUGUCCGACCUGCUGGCCAGACCUAAACCGUGGCAUAUGCUCACCCAGAAGGGCCGGGAACCGUUUAUCCGUAUGAAGAUCUUUCUGGAGGAUGACAACGCCGUGCAUAAGCUGGUAGCCUCCCAGUACAAGAUAGCCCCUGAGAAGCUAAUGAGGACAGGAGGCUACACUGCCCCGCCACUGUAUUUAGUCGGUGGGUGUCCACUGCCUGGGGGCUUAACGGCCCCAGGGUCGCGUCUCCCAGGGGUGUUGUCCACUACUGGCUCACCUACCCUUCCAUCAUACACAAGCACCAACAAGCCCCUGCACCACCUCAAGCUUCCGCCGGACCUUCCCAAGAGCAUGGAGUCGCCUCUUCCGCCCGUGGGUAUCCCUCCCUCCCUCGGUGGCCUCCCUCUCCCGUCACACCCCAUGUCCUUUGAUGCCAGGAUGCCGCUCCUCGACCCCCUCAGGAAGGCUGGGAUGUGUGGUGUGCGCGCCCCGGGACCAGUAACGCCUUCAGUGUACGAGAUGGCUGCCCUGACCCAAGACCUGGACACACAGACCAUCACUACAAAGAUCAAAGAGGCUCUACUGGCUAACAACAUUGGACAGAAGCUGUUUGGCGAGGCAGUGCUGGGGCUGUCUCAGGGAUCAGUCUCGGAGCUGCUGAGUAAACCCAAGCCAUGGCACAUGCUCAGUAUCAAGGGCAGAGAACCAUUCAUCCGUAUGCAGUUGUGGCUCAGCGAGUCUCGUAACCUGGAGAAGCUACAGCAACUGAAGAACGAGCGACGGGAAGCCAACAAGCGACGACGCGCCUUGGAUCCUACAGUAGAAGUGUCACAAGACUCCCAGGAUGUAUUCCAGGCUCCUUCACCCGGAGGCUCCUCAAAGAAACAACGUGUUCUGUUCUCAGAGGAGCAGAAGGAAGCACUCCGGCUGGCCUUUGCACUCGACCCUUACCCAAACUUAGCCACCAUCGAGUUCUUGGCCCAGGAGCUGCAGUUGUCCACUCGCACCAUCACUAACUGGUUCCACAACCACCGCAUGCGGCUCAAGCAGCACCCAGGUAGUCCAGGCGACAGUUCACCUUCAUGUGACCAGCCACCUCCAGGCCAGCCACAAGGGCAGUCCUUCGACCCCCUCCACUUCCGUCUUCUCCUCUCUCAGCGACUGAUGGAACUGAGGAAGGAGAAGGGUCUACCCCCCACCAUGGCGGGUCUGGGUCCCGGUCUGCCCCAUGGUCUCUUCCCACACUUCCCACACCUGGGACCACAUGGUCUGGGCGGCCAACCCCUGGACCGAGAUAUUGGCAGUGGUCUCGAUCUCAGCAUGAAACCAGAUAAUGACUAUGAUGACUCAUCGCUGGUGGAUGAAGAUUCCAAUAUGUCCGGUGCCAUGAGUCCAGGUGGAGGCGGACGGUCGGAGGGUGAGGGUGAGGACCGUGACGGCCGGGGAGCUCCCUCACCUGUCUCUCGGUCCUCUCGUCGAAAGCCCGCCGCUCCUCAAUGGGUGAAUCCCUCCUGGGCGUCUGGUGAGGGUGGCAAGGAGCGAGAGGUGAUCAUUAACGGAGUGUGCGUCAUGCAGACAGAUGACUACCGUUUGCGUGAACAGGAGACAGUACGUAUAGAACCAACCCCGGUAGAUGAGGCUCGAGCCCGUUCACUGAAGGAGGAAGCAGAGGAGGAGACAGAGACAGAUCAGCAGCCAGCCUCCAAUGUACCCUCCUCCCCGCGCCCAGACACCAUGGAGGGAGAGCAGGUGACGUUGCAAGAGGAAGAUUCUUCCACUGUGCAGGAGGAACCCACGCCCAGCCAAGAGACCAUCAAGGAGGAGGCUGAAGUAGAGGAGGAGGAAGAGGCGUGAUGCUAGCAUCGGCCUAAAACGACGCUUUUGGAUUCCAGAGUUUAUCCCGUUGUUCUUAGCGUGUUGUUGUUCGUGCAUUAUACCAAAUGUUUCGUCCCGUCGGCAAGUGGUGAGCUUCGCAAAGUCGGACGAUGAUGCCAAGGUGUUGUGUCGCCGGAGAGCCUCGUGGAAUCUCUUAGGCACAUUGUGGGCCUUUAAAAUCACAAUUUAGACUCUCAAGUCAUAAGUCCUACAAAAUGUCAACCUCUGUUAUUUUAUUAUGAAAUGUUCGUGUGUUUUACUUGUUAACUUGUCUAAAGAUUUGUAUAUAUAUUUCCCAAGUUUUGAUCAAGCUCCCCUUAGGUUAGGUGACUUCAGGUAUUUAGAAUGCCAUAAUGCUGAACUGUUCUCUGCUUGUUGCCAACGUGACAGUGGUGGGAACUCCGACCCCUGUACAGUGCUUCGUGUGCAGGGGACCCACAAAGGCCCCUCGUUACAGGUGGUCUCACAAGACGAGUGUUUCGUACCAGUGAAAUGGUCGAAUCCUGAUAUAAAAAAAUACAAGUAUAUGCCCCUGUGAGAUAAGGAUAUAUUCCGGUGAUCCCUUCAUUGACCAAAUAGUACAGAGUAGAACCAAAUAGUAACCCCGUUUCCCCGAGUGAGACGAGCAAGUAACCGUGGAAAAAGGUAAACAAACACUCUGGCUUGGGUACAGACACACACCUCCUCGUGUGUCCAGGAAACAAACGCUCGAGACUGUUAGUUCUAGUCUUUUAUUUCUCAACUAAUUUCACAUUUUUUCAUCGUUCAGUGAAUUAUUCGUACAUGAGGUAUCCAUCUAGUCUAUGGAUUCAGCAUUGGUUAUUCAAGAUUUCAUGAUCUCUCGUAGCCUUUCCCAGUGUGUUCAAAGAGAAGACUUUUCUGCGCCGGCUUCAAGAGUGGCAAGAGACCAUUGAUUAUGUGCGUAAUGAAACUACCCCCCGCCCUGCCCCGCCCCGCCCUGAACCUGCCCUGCCCUGCCCUGCCCUGCCCUGCCCUGCUCCCAGCCUCUUCCCGGGAUGAAUGGCCAAUGAUUAUCAACCAAGUGUAGUGAACUAGCAAUGGAAGACAAAAAUAAAAGAAGGGGAGGACAAAAAGACCCGGACUGUUUACUGUAGCGUGACUCGUGCGCUGUACAUGACUGGUGGAGCCGCCGAGCGGGACUUGUGUGAGGGACUCCUGCGGUUGUCUGGUGAUGAAAUAAGACAUCAAGCUUGUGCCCGGGAAGGUUCUUGAGGCCAGACACGAGGAAGAGGACACGGGGAGGUUCUUACGGCCAAGGAAGAGCAAGAGGACGAAGACAUGGGCAUUACUGACCAAUCAUCACCCGCGUGUCCGGAGAUAUGUGUGUAUAUGUAUGUGUGGCCGUGAGUGACGGUGGGUAAAGAACAGGAGCUGUAUCGCUUGUCUUGUUAUUGAUUAUAAGGUUUAAGAGUGAGUAUCUGUGGAAAUUUGUACAAUAUUUUGACUCAACUUUUUUUUUCUUACUUCAAAUAAUUUAUAUUUAUAAUAACUUUGUAACGUCUCUUACUAAGGCCAGUUAAAAUCCUCUGCGAGAAUUACUCACACGAAGCACUAAGAGCUCACCUAAUCGAACCUGCUGAUGACAAUCGUUAAAUAAGUACUCAUUAUAUCAUCUAUUCGCCCAUUAAACUAACGACAUCUUGUAAUUACUCCAAAUAAGUUGACGAUUAUAUACCGUAUCGCAAUUAAUAUAAUGAAUGACCCAGACAAGAGAAUCUCAACCUUAGAACACAUACGUAUUAUUAUUAUUUUUUGUUUUCUUCAGCAAAUAAAAAAAAAUGCGUCUUUAUAGCCCAUUCAGGAUAAGUUCAGCAAUUGACUGUAAUAAUUCAGUAACAACAAAGUGACAGACACGAGAUUUUUUUUUUUCAUUAUCUCAUCCCAAGAGAACGUCGAGACUCAUGUGAGACAUUUCAAGGUGUAUCUAAUGAGAGAUGUUCUCUUGGGGGGGGAGGGGGGGAUGGAGACCCUUCUUAUGGCUGUGAUCACGCGUCUCCUCCACCCCGGGUACCUGACUCCUCCACCCCGGGUACCUGACUCCUCCACCCCGCGACACACCUCCACCCCAGGUACCCGACUCCUCCACCCCGGGUACCUGACUCCUCCACCCCGCGACACACCUCCACCCCAGGUACCCGAUUCCUCCACCCUGGGUACCCGACUCCACCACCCCGCGAAUCACACCUCCACCCCGGAUAUCUGACUCCUCCACCCCGCGACACACACCUCACUUGCCCUAUUUUCUAAACCUGCUUAACUCUAUCUAUAACUGAAUUGCCCUAAUUAUUAGCUUAAAUUGCCCCAAAACCAGACUUUACUUGCCCUCUCCCACAUCAUCCCUCCGACCAGACGACGAGUCCUGACCACCUCCACGAGACCCUUACCACCCUGAUUUCAGUCCCGACUUUUUCCUCCAUCCCCCGACACCCGACAACAACGCCGCCCGACCAGCAAGAGGCCCGCCCACCCUCGGCGGGUCCGGGUGAGGGCGUGGAGCCUAUUGUAGUGGCCGGAGAGUGACAUUUGACUUACUCUUCCCCGCCAAACGAUUUGUUCAAAUUUUCCGUGUGACCGAUAAUGAUAAUUGUGUCCGUUCCGGGGAAUUUUUCUGUGACUGUGUGUGUGUGUGUGUGUGUGUGUGUGUGUGUGUGUGUGUGUGUGUUUUAAGUACCUAUUCGUGUGUGAGAAUGUGUACUUUAAACUCCUAAGUCCGUAUACAGUCAAGUACGUAUAGAGUCAUGUACGUAUACAGUCAUGUACGUGCACCAGAUACCGACACAAAACACUUCAUGACUCACCACCAAAAAAUAAAAAUGAAAUAAAAAUCUCCGCCGGAUAAGAACAAUUAUCAUUAUAAUCAUUAUAGGUUCCAAUUUUUACCUACUAUUGAACAAUCGUAGGAAGUCUUCCGAUGGUACCAAUAGCACUGUCAUCCCUCCUUCCUUCCCUCCCUCCCUACCUACCUACCUCCCUCUUCCCUCCACCCCUACCUACCUCUCUCCACCCAUUACCUUUCUUCUCUCUUCUUCUUCUUCUCUCUCUCCCCUCCGAGCAGGAAGACUGAAAUUACCCAAAGAAGUCAAUAGGCGGACCACUUACAAAAGAGACAGUUCCGCUCGAUGGCUCUCCAUACUUUGUCAUACACAUUAUUAUAAUACUCACGGGAUAAUGUUAAAAAAGAUAGGGGAGCAAAUUCAUGAUCUUCUUCCUGACGAGAGAGAGAGAGAGAGAGAGAGAGAGAGAGAGAGUAGAGAGAGAGAGAGAGAGAGAGAGAGAGAGAGUAGAAUGAAUGGUGAAUGAUACAUUAAAACGAGAAUUAAUUGUAUAAACAAGUAUAGAUGAUAGAGUGUAUUAUACGGAGGAGGAUGAAUACAACUACGGACUAGAUGUAUGAUGAGUGUGAUGAUUGUUUAAGUGUGUGUGUAAUGACUGAGGCAGGGUGGUGAUGGGGGUGGCGAUGGGCGGGUCUUGACUCGUGGUGAUCACCUGUGUUAAUCUAAUUACGCUGGGCUGCAUCCAUCCUAUAUUUAUGGAUGUGGCAACGAGCCUAUGUAAAGUCAUUUUCGUUUUCCAUUUGUGGUUGGAAACGAGGGUGACGCUGAGUGAUGGACCCCUGGCAGGAAUAAUGAGCUGAUUUCGCAUUUUGAUUUGCAAUUUGUUGUAUUUUGCAUACGCUUCUUUUGGCGUGUCUUUCAGGGAUAACAAUGCAGUGUGUUGCAGGUCGAGGAGGCAAGUUCCCCUUGCAUGUGUGAUGAGGACAACUGGGAACUGUGUUUGUCUUUUUUUCCUCAGUCGAAAUUGUCUCCAGAAAUGUCAGGUAUUUUCCUGUGUUUGAUGUUACCAGAGGAUGAAUAUUGUACAACUUUCCACAAGAAGGACGUUUGUUUUAAGUAGGAAAAAAUUGUUUUAAUAAUUAAGUUGUCGUUAAUUGAACGUUUCGCGGUGAGUUAUACCGGUGAGUCUUAAGUGACAGGUGAGAUGUAGCUGAGGAAGUGAUGUCGCACCUGACGUCAACACACCUGUCAUGGUGUGGCUGUGACGUCAGGGUGACCCUAAGUUAGCAAGGUCUGAAGAUGUGGCUAUGACGUCAGUGAGGCCUUGUAGAUCUACACUAUUGUUUACAGGUGUUGUAUUAUGUAUAAACAAAACAAGAUGGAUCUUUUUCCAAGUCAUUUUUAUUGUUCUUAUUCGUUGAUUAUUUAUAUAUAUAAUUACAAUUUUUUAAGCAAUAUUAAUUAUUUCGUGUAAGCUGUUGAACUGUGAAUUAUUUAUCCAUGAAGGAGAGGACAGUGACAAGCCACGUAGGGAGGUGGUGACGUGAGGCGGUAACACAGACAGGGGCGCUCAUGUAAGGCUUAUACUCGUUCUAGAGUGAUGGUGAGGCAGGUAGUGUUAAUUACAGGUGUUUCAGUAGACCUCUCACCUCCACGUAGCUCUCAUGGCAACAUUUAAUCACUGGAAAAGUAAAUAAAGAGGAAAAAUGACAAGUUUGUGUGAGAAAAGAGGAAAACUUUUACAAUUGUAUUGAUUUUUUCUACAUUAUUUAUUGAUUAUAUUUUCCUUCUCUUGUUAUUAUUGAAGAGAGUUGUAAUAAAAUAUCUUCACAGUACCACGGUCAGCAUGUCUGUUGUCUCACACUUCUCGCAACACACUUCACACCCCAGUACUGGAACAUUUAUGUAGAGCACACACACACACACACACACACACACACACACACACACACACACCUGAUCAGCACACUGACUCGUGAAAUAUGCUUAAUGAUUAAUACAGAGACCAUUAAUGUACUCUGAUUAUAUACUGACUUCAUUAGCGUGCUUAGUGAUUAAUACUGGGUUCAUUAAAUGUAUUUGAUAAUUGCUGGAGAAAAAUUCAUUAAAUGUAUUUAGUGAUUAGCGCUGAGCUCGUGAAGUGACUCGUAAUAAUAUUGAAGACCUUUGAUGAUUUUACGAAAUAAAUGGUAAUCCCGUUCAAAGAUGAUCAAAUACAGUGAUUUUUGCUUAAGACGGUCACGUAAUUAUAGUAACCCUUGAUAACUUGUACCUGCAUAGCGGUACAAAAAAGUGCUAACCCACCAGACUCGCUAAGGAUCAUUUUCCAGAGGAUUUGGUGAGUUUAAUAGACUGUCUCGAUAGAUGAUAAUGUCCUGUCAUUAAGAGGCAGUGUCUCAAGGGCACCACAGAGCACUGAGGGCAAGUCUUCAGGUGAUGCCUCAUCCCCGUGACGUCAAUAUCCUGCCUUAGAUAAACAAACCUCAACACUGCAACUCGUACAAUCCAGUUUACGUUGCCACUCAAGAAGGCGCAAGUUUUAAGAGUAGCAGGUGGAUGUUGUCGCCCUGAGUCUUGGUGAGCAUUAGUCUCAGUUAGUCUGGGGGAAGGACGAAAAUUAUUCAUUAUGCUCACUGCCGGGAUGUCGUCCAUGUUGACAGGGGGCUACGUUUCUCAAAUUAUAUAUAUAUAUAUAUAUAUAUAUAUAUAUAUAUAUAUAUAUAUAUAUAUAUAUAUAUAUAUAUAUAUAUAUAUAUAUAUAUAUAUAUAUAUAUUCCACUGAAACACUGAGUAGUGAGGAAGUCAGUGAGGUGUACUCGACGUGGUCUGUCUGUCUGUCUGUCUGUAGUUGAAAGCACUUACAAGUGAGGUUCAUUUGUACGAUACAAAUACAGGAGCGCAUAGUGUUACUGCACUGUGUUGUGGGACUCAAAUAGCCAAACAGGUUGCAUUUAUUAUUGCAAAGUUGUUAAAGACCACAAUGGCUGCCGAGGGUGGUGGUGACCAGCCCACCGCCCGGGCUCCACCGUCUCCAACUUUUCAACAAUAAUCAACCGAAUGGAAGCAAUUAUUUACAAAGACAAUCAAUUAUUUCCCCCAUUCACACCAUCUGUCCUCAUGGUUAUAAUUAUGUAAAAAAAGAAUACAUAGUUAAGAGACAAUAGUAUCAUUUUGACCUAUCAGGAGGAAUGUGAUCUGAGAGGUGAUUGGUUGUGAGGAAGUUCACUAUUUACCAUGAUAAACAAAUAGUAACUUUACUAUCAGAUGUAAUCACACGCCAGAGGCCAUUCCUUCUUUUGUGAACCUUUUCAGAUCUCCUGACCUGUAGCUGACACUCCGCUGGGUAGAAAAUAUAUAUAUAUGAAUUAGAAUUCCAGUGUAUGUUGUUUUUUUAAUGAAAUAUGUACGUACUAGGAGGAGAAGAUGUGGAUUACAUAAGUUGAGGACGGCCAGCUAGUGUCUGUCUCUGUAAUGACUGACUACAUUACCAGGAUAAUUACCAUAUUGUUUGUAAUUAAUUGUGUGGUUUUCGUGCCUUCCUUGUUUCCUUGUUCGUUAAUUUGUUUGUUUGUUCUCCUGUUAGCCACGCAGUAUUCCUAUCUGGCACAGAAAUUCUGAUGUACGUUAGUCUGUCUGUCGAGGGAAUAUUUGAACAUGAUUAGCUGAUUAUAAUUUUUUUAUUUUUUUUUUAGGAACCUGUAUAGUGUCCUCUUAGACAAUAUUUCAUUCCAAUGAUAUUCCAGAACCCCGUAUGCUGAAUAGUGGAUGACAAUGUGGUGUGUUGAUCAAUAAUGAGCCUUAGAUGUGGGUGUCAUAAAGAGCGCUUUUUUCUGUUCCUUCAAAAACUAAGUGACAGUGAUUGUGUGUGUGGGAGGCUGUUGAUCACGUGUAAGAGAUUCACGAGGGACAGAGAUCUCCUGUAAUUGCGCAGCGCCCUGACUGAGAAAAGUGCGCAGCGCCGUGACACGAGAAAGCGCUCAGCACAGCAAUUGAGUGCGUCCAAGUCUUGAGAGGACGCAUUCUCACCCUCAAAUGUGAUGUUAAUCUGUUAUCUUAUUCACUAGAUAGCAAACAUGACCUUAUUAACCCCUGCUUGCAUAAUAGAGAGAUGAUUUUCUCCCUCCCCCCUUUAUCGAGAACAAGAAGAAUUAUGUCAAGAAUAAUUAGCCAUGACUCGAACAGUGCAUAAUAAUAAUAAUAAUAAUAGAGUGAGAGAGAGAGAGAAUAAGAAUUGAGCGAAAGAGAGAAAAUUACGAAGGCCAAAAAAACUAAUAAUAAAUCACUAAAGACUAAGCCUACAUGACAUAAAUAUACAGUUAUAAGAAACGGAAGCUUGAAAAUGUCGAGUGAUACGGAGGCGUGUUUAUAGAUGUAUAACAAAGGCGCUAUUUAAAGUGAAUUUUGAAUUUCUGUGGGAGAGAGGGAUAGCCGGUGUGGCCGACACUUGCCGCGGCGGUGAUCGAGGUCUGCCGGGGGGGCGACCUCUUGUGCCAAUUGCCAUGUUUCUUCUUCUGUGUCAUCAAAUAAGGGUCAGUAUGGCAUUUAUCUAUUGAGCAUUUUACGCCCUUAUCUACUUAUACUUACAGUCACAAGAUAGGUAGAACCCACCACCCAUGGUGUGUAUACUGCGGCUGGUCCUCCACCACACUUGAGUACAGUACUGUGGUGUAUGCGAGCUGCAGUAUACACACUGCCGUAUACAUUGUUAGUAUACAACCCAUCCUGCAAGAAAAAUUUUGCAUUGUAAGAUUUUAAAUUAAGUUUAAUAUUAUUGUACAUAAGAUAUUCAUAUCAGUCUGUAUGUCUUUUGAGAUUUCUAAAUUAAAACUAUUUGUCUGUAUUUAUACAGAA